AUCUGUGACGUUUGUUAUUGGUUGAUAUUUCGCACAACGCAAAAGAAAAAUAAAAUAAUCGCGUAUGUUGAAACAUGACAUAAUAUGUCGUUGUAUGAAAAAACCACAAAAAUAAAUACAAGAACAUUUUGGGAUUCCUUUUGAGCUAAAUUCUAGUGUAAUUUAAUGUUUUGUUUAGAAGUGUAAAUCAUUUUAGUGUGUUAUUUCGCAUAUACAAUAAUUGCGUGACAUUUUACUUUCGUUUGAUUUUACAAUUAUUUAAUUAAAGCAAUAUGGAGAUGAACAUUAUUGAUCACAGUGAUUCUGAUUCGGGAGAAAGUUGGACUAUUCUGGAACCCACGCCUGAAUAUACUGAAGGAACAUUGCAACUUCCACAAGAUACGAACGAAAGAUUUCCAACCUCAUUCAAAGAAAAAGAUGAAGAUACUGAUGGCAUAUCUGUCAUCAGUGACAGUGAUCAUGAGAGUCCUAUGCAACACAAGCACAUUGAUGAUAAUUAUACCACAGAAGAUGAAAUGUUACCUGACAAACAUGGUCCCAUACAUAUCACAGAUAGCCCUCACAUUACACACUUUGAAAACAUUGAUAAACUACCAAGAGAUGAUACAGAUUAUCUGAUGGAGAGUAACGGAAAACUCAAAACAUACGUACACAGAAGGAAUAAGAGAUUAAGUACUGUUCUCAAUGUUAUCAUGCUAGGAAGUGUUAUUACCGCUGCAGGUGUAGCAAUCGGACACAUGUGGGGUGCCAAAAAUGAUUGUACCAUGCACCAUACACCUUCUGUUAAUAAGAUUUUAUCCAAUUUGUACAAGCUGCAAGAAGAAAAUGCUUAUUUAAGAAGCAAAUUGAAAGAGCUAACAUUAGUUAGUAAUAUACAGAUGCAACAUCAGAAGAUGCCAAACAAACGCUGCAAGAAAGUCUUUGAAGAACCUUUAAAUAUGAACAAUCCUAAUAAACUGACUAAAUGUAUUGAUGAUCAAACUAUUGAACAGGAAAAAGUUUUGGAUAGUCAUUUGAUAGAACCAUCAUUUGAAAAGGAAUUUCUGGGGGAUUUGAACAAACUUAAAAAUAUAUACAAACAAAAUAAAAGUUGGUUAGAUGAUGAAAUUGCGAAAAGAAUUAAACAUGAGCGACAGCAAUUGAAGAACAUUAAAAUUCAGGAAAAACCUGUGAAUAUGGAAAUAAUAGAAGAAAUUAAUAAAGCAAUGGCUGAAGAGACAAAAAUGUUUCAAAACAAUGAAAAAGAAAAUUCCAUGUUAGUCACAGAAGCAUUCUCAACAGAUUCCUUAGAUGACCAAAAGGAAUUAAUUGAUAAUAAGAAGAUUUCAUAUGCAGAUUCCUUAAAAUCUGAGAAGAAAAAUAACAACAUCCAAAAGCGGGAAGUUGAUAAAAAAUGGGAAUAUGAACAUCUUAAUAAAAAAAAGGUUAAGAAAAUCUAUGAACCCAAUCUACAAGAUGUUACAAGUGAAGAAGAAAUUAAAAAAGAUGACAGAUAUAACUGUCAUAAAUGCAAGUAUAAUAAGAGGAAGACUGAAAAAUGGCGUAGAAAGCAAAAGGGUCGCAGUAAACAAGAACAAUUUGAUAUAAAAGGUCUACUGAAAGAUUAUGAUGAUUCUCAAGCAUUACCUGAAAACCGAAACAUUUUAGAUAAAAUUCAACCAACUACUGAUGCUACAGAAAAAACUAAAUUAGAAAGUCCAGAUAACAUAAAAGAAAGCAAUGGAAAAUUGAAAGAGAAGCCAAAUAAAAAUUCAGAAAAAGAUAAAGUGAAUUGGUAUGAAAAAAGAGCUUCGCUGAGAAAAGAAUACAGAAAUAGACUCCAGCAAGAAUUAUUUGGUGAUAAAAGUCUUAAUAAUUCCGCAUGGUACUUUCGUCGGAUGAAAAAGCGGGAACAAUGUAGAGCUAAAACAGGCAAUGACACACACAAGAAAACUUCUAAACUUAACAUGAAUUUUAAAAUAAAAUAUUAAAGUUUCACAUCUAUUUCAACACAUCUAACAGCAAAGUUUAUAUUCACUGUAGCUACAAAAAUAGGUGUUGUAUAGCAUUACUGAAUUAAUUUACAUUUAAUGUUUUAAAACAUUUAAACAACAUUGAAAAUCUUCUUCUGUUUUAACAUUUAUAAAUUAGAAAGAGUAUAUUUUUUAUAAACUGGCUGACAGCUUGCUUCAUGUUAUAAUAUUAGAGUUUAUUAACUUUGUUACAUUAUUCUUUUAGCAAUACUUUAGUCUAUUUCGCACAUAUUUUUAUCAUAUAGUAUUUUAAGUACAUAUGUCCCUUAUGGAUACAUCCAGUGAUAUUAUAAAUAAGGUU
Molecule: messenger RNA, 2313 nt
Organism: Papilio polytes (common Mormon)
Lineage: Eukaryota; Metazoa; Arthropoda; Insecta; Lepidoptera; Papilionidae
Exons: 2
Coding region: 273-1970 (565 amino acids)
Source: RefSeq, a predicted model, not a curated record